UGUGUUCCGGCCACCGGCCACCCGCACGGCUGCUCCCACCGGCUGGGCCGAGGCGCUGGACAUGGAUGCUGAGGAUGACCCCUUGUUGCAAGACGCUUGGCUCGAGGAGGAGGAGGAGGAGGAGGUUGCCUUUGGCCCCCGGAAGAGGAGUGAGGGUCCCCAGCUGUGUGGCAAAUGCCAGUGGAAUCCCAGGCCACUGCCAACAAUGCUGUCGGUGUCUGGCUUUUGGAACGUGCUUGGCUGGAUCUUCACCAACCCAUGCUGCGCCAGUGUUAUCCUCUUCCUGGGCUGUGCCAUCCCCGCUGCCCUGGCCAUCGUCAUGUUCCUACACUACCCUACCCUGGAUAUCGACAUCUCCUACAACGCCUUUGAGAUCAGGAACCACGAGUCCUCGCAGCGCUUCGAUGCGCUCACCCUGGCCCUCAAGUCCCAGUUCGGCUCGUGGGGCCGGAACCGCAGGGACCUGGCCGAUUUCACAUCGGAGACCCUGCAGAGGCUGCUCUUUGAGCAGCUGCAGCAGCUCCACCCCAACGACUCUCGGCUGGGCAGUGGGGCCAGACCAAAGCGCAGUGCGGCGCUUCCCACGGGAGGAGAGAGGACUAGCCCUGCUGGGCUCGAGGCCUGGCGGAGCCCAGUGAACCAAACCUCCCGCCUCGCCCGGGGCGCUCCGCACUGGGACUACUCCAGCACCUACGUCAGCGCCAACACCCAGACACACGCCCACUGGCGCAUCGAACUCAUUUUCCUGGCCCGAGGGGACGCCGAGAACAACAUCUUCACCUCCGAGCGCCUGCUUACCAUCCAUGAGAUAGAGCGGAAGAUCAUGGACCACCCCCGCUUCCGGGAGUUCUGCUGGAAGCCCCAUGAGGUCCUGAAGGAUCUUCCUUUGGGCUCCUACUCCUACUGCUCCCCUCCCAGCUCCCUCAUGACAUACUUCUUCCCCACCGAACGAGGAGGCAAGAUCUACUACGAUGGCAUGGGGCAGGACCUGGCUGACAUCCAAGGGUCCCUGGAGUUGGCCAUGACCCACCCCGAGUUCUACUGGUAUGUGGAUGAGGGGCUGUCGGCAGAGAACAUGAAGAGCUCCCUCCUCCGCAGCGAGAUCCUUUUCGGGGCCCCCCUGCCCAACUAUUACUCAGUGGAGGACAGGUGGGACGAGCAGCGCAGCAAGUUCCAGAGCUUCGUGGUCACCUAUGUGGCCAUGCUGGCCAAGCAGUCCACCAGCAAAGUGCAGGUGCUGUACGGUGGGACGGAUUUAUUUGACUAUGAAGUGAGGAGGACUUUCAGUAACGACAUGCUGCUGGCCUUUAUCAGCAGUAGCUGCAUAGCGGUCUUGGUCUAUAUCCUCACCUCUUGCUCAGUGUUCCUGUCUUUCUUUGGCCUGGCCAGCAUCGGGCUGAGCUGCCUGGUGGCGCUGUUCCUGUACCACGUGGUGUUCGGGGUCCAGUACCUGGGCAUCCUCAAUGGCGUGGCUGCCUUUGUCAUCGUGGGGAUCGGUGUCGAUGACGUCUUUGUCUUCAUAAACACCUACCGCCAAGCCACCCACCUGAAGGACCUGCAGCUGCGCAUGAUCCACACCAUCCAGACGGCAGGAAAGGCCACCUUCUUCACCUCCUUGACCACGGCCGCGGCCUACGCCGCCAACAUCUUCUCGCAGAUCCCGGCCGUGCACGACUUUGGUCUCUUCAUGUCACUGAUUGUGUCCUGCUGCUGGGUGGCCGUGCUGUUCACCAUGCCAGCUGCUCUUGGAAUAUGGACCCUCUACGUGUCUCCACUGGAAAGCUCCUGUCAGACCAGCUGCAGUCAGAAGUGUGGGAAGACGAGCACCUUGCCCAUUGCUGAUGACCUGUUACUCGCCUCCGAGGACGCUGCCAGUCCAGGCCAGGGGCCGCUCUCAUACCUCGAUGAUGACAUCCCACUGCUCAGCGUGGAGGAGGAGCCAGUGGCUCUGGAAAUGGGGGAUGUGCCCUUGGCUUCGGCGCUGCUGGAGAACUUGCAGCUUCCGGCCGAGAAGGUCAGGAAGGGUCACUUGAUCGCCCAUCUGCAGGAGCUCCUCCAGCACUGGGCGCUGUGGUCUGCGGGGAGGAGCAGAUGGGUGAUUGUGGGGCUCUUUGUCAUGGUCCUGAUCCUCUCCAUAUUCUUCGCUAGCCGCCUCCGCCCAGCUAGCCGCGCUCCUCUCCUGUUCCGGCCCGACACCAACAUCCAGGUGCUCCUGGACCUCAAGUACAACCUGAGUGCCGAGGGCAUCUCCUGCGUCACCUGCUCAGGUUUGUUUCAGGAAAAGCCCCACAAUCUGCAGAGCAAUAUCCGAACCUCCUUGGAGAAGAAGAAACGGGGCUCGGGGCCCCCUUGGGGGAGCAGAGGGGGCAUGGCUGAUGCUGUGCAGCAGGAUCCCCAGGGGACUGUGUAUAUCUCCAAGUCCAAAGGCCAGGGCAGGCCAACCAUCUACAGGUUCUCCCUCAACGCCAGCGUUCCUGCCUCGUGGCAGAUGGUGUCCCCGGGAGAUGGGGAAGUUCCCUCGUUCCAGGUGUAUAGAGUUCCUUUCGGUAACUUCACCAAGAAGCUGACAGCUUGUGUGUCCACAGUAGGGCUGCUUCAGCAGAUGAGCCCCCGGAAAUGGAUGAUGACCACCUUAUCCUGCAAUGCCAAGAGAGGCUGGAAGUUCGACUUCAGUUUCUACGUCGCGGCCAAGGAGCAGCAGCGAACGAGGAAGCUGUAUUUCGCCCAGUCGCACAAGCCCCCUUACCAUGGCCGAGUGUGCAUAGCACCCCCUGGCUGUCUUCUCAGCUCUAGCCCGGACGGACCCAACAAAGGCUUCCUCUACGUGCCCAGCGAGAAGGCGUCCCCCAAGGCGAAGCUCUCGGCCACCUCGGGCUUUAACCCAUGUGGGAAUGCCGGCUGUGGGAAGCCGGCAGUGCGGCCACUGGUGGACACGGGGGCCAUGGUGUUUGUGGUGUUCGGCAUCCGCGGGGUGAAUCACACCCGACACCCGGAUAACCACGUCAUCGGAGACAUGGGCAGCGUUAUCUACGAUGACAGCUUUGACCUCUUCAAAGAGAUUGGCAACCUGUGCCUCAUCUGCAAGGCCAUUGCCGGCAAUGCUGAACUGGUGAAGCCAGGAGGGGCCCAGUGCCUGCCCUCAGGCUACAGCAUCUCCUCCUUUCUGCAGAUGCUGCACCCUGAGUGUAAGAACCUCCCUGAGCCGAACCUGCUCCCCGGGCAGCUCUCCCACGGGGCGGUGGGGGUGAAGGAUGGCAAGGUGCAGUGGAUCUCCAUGGCUUUUGAAUCGACGACCUACAAGGGCAAGUCUUCCUUCCAGACCUACUCCGACUACCUGAAGUGGGAGACUUUCUUGCAGCAGCAGCUCCAGCUCUUCCCUGACAGCUCCGCUCUCCGGCAUGGGUUCCAGACCUGCGAGCACUGGAAGCAAAUCUUCAUGGAGAUCAUAGGUGUGCAGAGCGCCCUGUACGGUCUCCUCCUCUCGCUGGUUAUCUGCGUGGCUGCAGUCGCCGUGUUCACCACCCACCUUCUCCUCCUGCUGCCCGUGCUGCUCAGCAUUUUAGGGGUCGUCUGCCUGGUGGUGACCAUCAUGUACUGGUCCGGCUGGGAAAUGGGAGCCGUGGAGGCGAUUUCUCUCUCCAUCCUUGUCGGCUCCUCCGUCGAUUACUGCGUGCACCUGGUGGAGGGCUACCUGCUGGCAGGGGAGAACUUGCCCCUUCAGCAGGCUGAAGACGCCACCUCCUGCCGCCAGUGGAGGACGAUCGAAGCUGUCCGGCACGUGGGCGUGGCCAUCGUCUCCAGCGCUGUCACCACGGUGAUCGCCACUGUCCCGCUCUUCUUCUGCAUCAUCGCCCCCUUUGCCAAAUUCGGGAAGAUCGUGGCCCUCAACACGGGCGUCUCCAUCCUGUACACCCUGACUGUGAGCACUGCCCUGCUGGGCGUCCUGGGGCCUAGCACCUUCACCCGCAGCAGGACUUCCUUCCUCAAGGCUCUGGUGGGGGUUCUCCUGGCCGGCAUCCUGGGGCUGUGCGUCUGCCUGGCCCUGCUCCAGAGUGGUGUGAAGAUCCCCCUCCCCAAUGGGACAUCCCUGUAGUCCCCACGCCGGGCUGCCUCCGUCUCUCUUUCUCCCUAUUUUUUUAAAAGGAUAUUUUUUUGUAAAAAUGAAAAAAAAAAUCCCUUUUUCCAGAUGUUUUUUCAACUCCAGAGGCACUUUAUUUUCUACUGGGUUUUGCUCUAAACUCGUAUUUAUUUUGGCGGUGAUAGAUGGACAGACUGACAGUGUACCAGGGCCUCAGUAACUCACGGCCUCCUCCUCCUUGUUCAUUAAUGAAGGGAGGGUUCGGAGACCCUGGCACCCACCCCCUGUGGGACAUCCCUGUGAAGUACGUGCCACCACAGACAUUCCGCUUAGGCCUUCAAAAUAGGACUUAAGGGAGAGGCAGGCCUUGGGAGUUUCAUCUCCUGGGCCUGAUCCUUGGUUGGGGUAAUCUGUCUGCUGAUUUACGCCCGUGGAGGGUUGAGGGUUUUUUUGGGGCACUGGAGAAAGUCCGUUGAGGCUGUCCAAGGGUCAGUGAUUCCCAAGGAAACUCCUGCUGCCACUGGUCUGUGCCCCAGCUUGUGGGGAUCUAGAGUGUGGACUGUCGUGGGAGUUCUUGGCUGAACUUGCUUGUUGCUUUGGGGUUAUGCCUGUCUGGUUUGGCUGAUGCAACUGCUGAUGUGUCCUUUUCGGGUGCAGUCCCAGGCCGAGAGCUCAGCGGGGUUUAGGGGUCCCUUUUCCUGAGCGUGUUGUGUGCUGGGAAUGCGUUUGCCUGAUACUUUAUGGGCACAUUCUCCUGCCCUGGCACUAAGGUGAAGCCCUAAGGUACAAGCAGGCACCUCUGUGCCCCAGGUUCAUUUUGUCAAGUGAGCUGCUCCAGGGGGCACUGGCAUGGGGUCGGCGGCAGGUAGUAUCUUCCCCUCUUCACUGGGGGCACUGCGGAGCUCGCCUCCACUGUUCUGAACCCAGCUCUAACGGACGGGCCGGUGCUCCCCUCUCCCUCCUGGGGCAGGGACCCUCCACAACUGUGCAGUUAGUGCGUGGGCAUAUUUACAGUCAGCAAUGCAGCCACUGCUCUGUCUGUCUCCCAUCCCAGCAGCCGGGCUAAGGCAGUAACAGCAGCCAGCACCCACGGUUCCUACCACUCAUCCCCUGUGUCUCGGCAUGUGUAACACCUUCCCCUGCCACCGCCCCUGGGAAGAGAACCCUGGGCAUUCAACCCUACCGCACAGACCUCUGCCACUGGCAGCAAAGAUGCACAUAGCCCUCGUCCCAUUGAUAAACGGGUGGGGGGCUCAUCUUAUGUGCUUUGGUGCUGCUGCUGGCUUGGAGCAGAUGGUUUAUAUUAAAGUAGAAUGAAAUUGCAAAGUGGUGCCAUUAUCGAGUACAUUUUAGGCAUCGCUGAUUCCAUCAUACUCUUAAAAUGGAAAUAACGAAGUGUGGGCAUUGCUAUGUGGCACAUCUGGUCCCCGGCAGAAGGGGCGUGGGACAGCCCAGUGGGAUCAGCAUUAAACAUUAUUUACCAGGAGACGCGGCAGCAGGAGUGGGGCUGGGAUCAUCAUUUGUUUGCAGAUCCUGAAUCCCCAGUGGAUUCGGGUUUGCUAUCUGGAUUGAACGGCCCCUUUUAAAACAUGUAAGCGCCUAGUGGGAUUCGAUCUCUCCAUCCCCCUUUUGCUGCCUGGGCUGGUGACCACAUCACUGAGGUCAGCAGCUCCUUCUGCUCGGGUUAGUGUCCCCAGCUCAGGUCCCUGGCGGAGUCCAUGGUAAAUUCACUUUGUGCAUUUAUUGGUGCCUUUUGAGGUGCAGGAUUUUCGCUGGGCAACCGGAUUUAGGACCAGACCUUACCAAGGUGUUUGGCUUCUGUUGGCUUGAAUGAGAGCUGGGGGAGGGCUCAGCGCUCCUCUCCUUGCAGGAGUGGGCCCUUCAUCCCUUUCACUCCCUGUAAAUUCAGCUACCAGAUUGUCUCUUGUGCCGCUUAGGAGGGACCUGCAUGCUGAGAGGUAGCCCAGCUCUGAACGCAGCCUGUCAGUGGUCCUGAGGCCAGGGGAAGUUAGGAGCAACUCUACUGCCGACAGAGAAGUCACGCUGGUGUGAGAGCAGAAUCAGGCCCAGGGUUUUCCUUUUGUCCCUUCCUGCCACAGCUGCUUUGGCAUUCGAUGAAUCCUGGGCCCAUUAGUCAUUCCCCAUUAGCUCAGACUGCAGCGGGGGCAGGUUUUGUGUCUCUGACCUGCACUUCUCCAUGGGCCUGCAGAGCCCUACUUCCCCUGAUUUCCAAGCACCAGCUUGCUCUGAUGUCCCAACAUCGAGAUGAAUUAGGCGGGGCACUUGGUUUCACUGAGCACUGGUGGCUGGGGUACAGGGUGUGUGCCUGUGACACUGGCAGAGAGUGAGUGUAGAUGGAACCGAACAGCAUCACCAAAGCGAUGGCGGGUCUGACAGCAGGACUAGAACUGAGGAAAUGCUUCAGCCUCCUGAGGCUGAUUAAAGCCGCUGUUUGUUUGUUUCCAAGUCAACAGACGGAGAAGAGGAAAGGGGCCUGUGUGUGUGUGUGUGUAAUUGAGAGAGAGAGAAAGAGAAACAGAGAGCCCCUGGAGAGUCACUCCCGCUGUGUGUGCUGGGAAGGAUUGGAGUGUCUGGGUUAGGACAGAGAUUUGUCUAGCCCUGCAAAGUGCUCAUUAGAGCGAAUGCGAGCCCAGGGGAUUCUUUAUUUUUUUUGCUGCAUAUACAAAGAUUUCUGGUGUAAGUCCUUCCCCCUCCAGGUGAGGGGACCGGGAACUGCAUGCUGGGAUCGCCAGCUCAGCCACUCCAGGGAGGCAAAACAAAGCAGCUGGAAAGUUUUUAUAUCUCUUGAGGACACAUGGCAAACCCCCCAGGGCAACCCAGCACCUCACCAGAUUGAACCAACUCCCACUGUUGUUUGGGAGUUGGAAGCCACUCAGGACCUGGCAGGACUAGGGGCUGUCCAUAAAUUAUGCAAUGCAUUAGGGGUGGGUGGGUAGGCACUUAACUUUGUGGGUUUGUUUCAGUGUCACAAAGGGCAGGCAGGUCUUGAAAAUGACCAAAACGAUGUGUGUAAUUAAUUUAUGGACAGCUCCUUGGGGCUCUCCUCCUGAGUUCUGGGGCCUGGCUGCAGAAAGGUUCCCAUUGUUUCUUUCUCCCCAUCCCAGC
Messenger RNA from Gopherus evgoodei (Goodes thornscrub tortoise), 7204 nucleotides. RefSeq names its product dispatched RND transporter family member 3 (gene DISP3). Bases 62 to 4093 code for a protein of 1343 amino acids. NCBI's taxonomy places the organism in Eukaryota, Metazoa, Chordata, Testudines, Testudinidae. The transcript is spliced from 21 exons. Gene Ontology annotation, cellular component: membrane. The record is from RefSeq and is a predicted model, not a curated record.